UGGAGGUUUUACGUUAAGGAAUCGGAGCUGAACUCAAAGAAAGUAAAAGUCGCACCACCCCAAGUGUUGAAAUCAAACACCAAGUACUUCAAACAGGACACGAAUGGAAACAUCUUCAUCUACUCCGCCAUCUCCAACAUCCACCACCCCAAGAACGAACAUCUCGAUUCUCAGAAUAACCCCGUCUACGAAGUCGAAAUCGUCUUGACGGCUUUUGACGUAACCAAGGCCAAUUACGUCUGCUGUAUUAUUUCCGGGACUUCCGGUUCUCAAGUUCACGUCACACCGGCUAAGUACUACUUCCAUAAAGAUAUUUUAAAACCUAAACCUAACGUAAACCUAAACACGUUAAGACAGUACAGUUGCAUCUACAACAAAACCACAACCAACGACAUGCCCAGCUACGCGACGUUAUCAGCAACGACGUGCCCCGCUGAUACGACGCAGUACUUCGCUGUACGCUACCCGACCAGAAAACCCGGACACGUCGCUCUCUGCGCGAAAAUCCUUCACGGAAACACCCUCGACCCGGAGAAGAUUAUCGAGUGGGUGGAGAUGCAAAAAAUUCUCGGCGUCGAUAAAAUUUUAGUAUACAAUUUAGGAAUCCCAGACCAUAUAUUCCGCGUUUUCCGAUUCUACCAGUUCGAAGGGAUUAUCGAAAUCCAGCCGUACGAACUUCCUGGCGAGCCUGAAGGCAGAAAUCUGAGCGAGGCGUUCAAACGGACGCCACAGUUCCUACACGACGAGACGCUGGCGGUGGUCGAGUGUCGUCUGCGGAUGGCGGGGUACGAUUACAUCAUCAGCCAUGACCUUGAUGAGUUGAUUAUACCGCGAGAGAAUAUUUCCAUCAAACAGUUUUUACAGCACCAAACGGCCAAGCACCCAGACGCCGCCUCAUUUUUCUUCCACACGGAGUUUUUCAUCACCACCUGGGAGCCAACUAACCCAGAGGAGGAUCUCAUGAUCAAACGUUACAGGAAAACAACGGUGCCCAGGUGGGAGUGUUACAAGUACGUAUAUCUGUCGAACCGUGUCGUCACGUCUGUCACACAUGCUGUGUACGUCAUACCUCCAUACAAAAAUGUGCGGGUCCCCCCAGGCGAUGCCGUCCUACACCACUACCGACAGUGCCCCGAGGACACAUGGAAGACCUGCACCGUCCCGUCCACGGUGGAUGACGUCAUGACCAGGUACCCCGGGGUAGACGAGAGAGUGCGGGCAGUCAGGGUCGACACCAAGACAGAGCCACGGUGGAAAGUGGCACCCAAGGGUUUAAAGAUUUAA
This is a messenger RNA of Physella acuta, 1284 nucleotides long. RefSeq lists its product as uncharacterized. Gene Ontology annotation, cellular component: cytoplasm. The record is from RefSeq and is a predicted model, not a curated record. Gene Ontology annotation, molecular function: glycosyltransferase activity. NCBI's taxonomy places the organism in Eukaryota, Metazoa, Mollusca, Gastropoda, Physidae.